CACUCUCUCCAUUUAGACCUUUAUUUUGCCGUCGGCUGUCGCUAUAACGAAAGCGGAUUAUCUGAAAAUACUGCUACAGCUGAAACUCAGCGGAACAAUUGUCUCCAUCCGCACCCGCGCGAACGUUUUGCGAUAGCGUAAUUCGAGCGCAAUUUUCGCCACUCGCUCUUCGCGGACGAAUCAGGCAUGACACGCAGUUUCGGAUCGUAGCUCGUCGCUGAAGCUAGCCGCAGGCGGCAGGAGUCCCGUGGUCAAAAGCGUAGUGCAACUCGAUCGCUGCUGACUGCGCUGCGCGCCGAGGAGGCAAUGUCCGAAGAAUGCGGCUCUGAGCUGAACUCUGCGGGUUACUACAGUUUCAGCGGCUUUGAUACCAAGACGCCGUUUCUGAUUGGCGUCGCCGGUGGUACGGCAUCUGGGAAGACAUCGGUAUGCCGCAAAAUCAUGUCGCGGGUGGGGCAGGAGGGCCAAGUGGUGUGCAUCCAUCAGGACAACUUCUACAAGGGACUGUCGCCACUCGAACGGGAUCGGGCCAACAGGGGCCUCUUCAACUAUGACCAUCCAGUUUUGAACACCAGAUACAAGCCCAUGAAAGCAAACCUCAACCCGUCUAGACCUUUGUGCACCAGUACCAUGUCAACUGCAGGUUUCACAUCCCCAGAUGUGUUUGACGACGAGCUGAUGGCAGCAACCCUGAGUGACAUCUUGCAGGAGAAAGUGGUGCAGCUGCCUGUCUACGAUUUCAUCACUAGCACACGGCUGCGGGACCAAUGGAUAAGCAUAGCACCUGCAGACGUUGUUCUGGUGGAAGGGGUGCUACUGUUUUACUUUCCACGCCUACGAGACAUGUUUCACAUGAAGCUCUUUGUGGAUACCGACCCGGACACACGACUUGCACGCAGAGUGCUCCGUGAUGUGAAAGAACGCGGUCGGGACCUCGAGAAAGUUCUGCACCAGUACACAAAUUUUGUGAAGCCUGCGUUUGAGGAGUUUUGCCUACCUACAAAGAAGUAUGCUGACGUUAUUAUUCCCAGAGGUGCUGACAACGAAGUGGCCAUUGAUUUGAUUGUGCAGACAAUUCAGGAGCUGCUGCAUCAUCACCACAGCCGUGGGGAACCCCUGCCUCGAUCAGGUUCCUCCUUAGCCAAGCACCCCCACUGACCGACUUCUGGGAUGCUUGCUUUUACACGUGGCAAAGGUUACAGAGUGUGUGCAGUGUACAUUAGUGUAAUGUUAUUCAUACAAUAAAUACAGGCUUGGUGUUCAGACUUUUGCAUAUGAUGUGCUGAGUAUUCAUGAAUUUUGAAGCAUUUAACCGGUGUGUGUUUUUUGUAUGCACAGUGACAACAAAUAAUUUGCCGGCGAUUGCAAGGUUUUGCAACCCAUGGCACCUGCCCGCUAGCUGCAUGGAAGCGUGACCACUGCUGCAUUAAUAACUGGCUCUUGGUAUCAUUGGAUACAUCUGUGGGCUAACGCAGUGCCAUAAAUUUGAACUCGCGCUCUACAGGCUGUGUAGUACAUGCUUAAGAACGAAACAGCAUGAAAUACACGGGGAUGUAGAAAAAAAAAGUCAAUGGCGCAAGUGAUUCAGUGCUUGUGUUGUCUACUUUUCCAUGUCCCUGUGUUUCUCGCGCUGUUUUUUUCUUAAGCGUGGGUCUAUACCAACAUGUCCAGCUUUCGGUCUUGCUGUGCAGUACAGUAGAACCUCGUUGAUGCGAUCCCGUUAUGUACGAUUUCCCAGCGCCAACGUUCGCGAUCGAGAACACAAAAAAUGACCCAAUAGAGUUACGUUUAUUUUAAUUACCGGUUUAUACAUUCCCGGAAAACACAGAUUUUUCAGCACCAACGUUCAGUACAUUGCCAAACUGCGAUCGUAUGAUACGUUUUCCGGCUGCUAGACCCCAUGUAAACAAUAACAUCCGCGAGACACGCAUUAUCGAGAGCACUGUAGAGCCGUCCGCCACAGCAGCUUCACCACAAUACUCGCCCACCUGUCUCACGUGAAAACUCUGGCGUGCACUAAAUUUCUUAUUUCGGUACCAGGAAAUCUUCCCCCGGGGUCAUUGCACACCGCAUUCACAGCUAUCACCACCAACUCUAUUACGAUAAGCAUCUUCGCCUAUCUGUUUUACAGGGCGUGGAGGGUGUAGUGCCAUUCUUAGCGUACUGCACUUUUUUUAAAAAGUAGGCGAUAAUCCAAACGUACUGCCGUUCCCUGCUGCAGGCGGCAUGAUGUGAGCUUGAUGUUUCGCUUCAGUAGCAUCCGGCGUUGCCUACCACAUCGAUUUCGUUUCGGUUUCCCAUUGCAGUCUUAAAACACUACGCAAUAGGAAAACAAUAAAAUAUGUCUCGGGCCGCCGAAGCCCCACCAGCUCGACGUGUGUCUCGUGCCACGUGUGCAAAUAUUCGCACAACACUUCACAUUACGUAGAUGUCAACUACAGUUGAGUCUGUCAAGUUUUUUAGUCAUUUCGGUUCGUUUUUUUUUUCUGGUUAGUACGUUUUUUUCUCGCGUCUUUUCCCAAAAUGUAUGAAUGAGGUUCUACUGUAACUAUGAUCAGUAAAGUGCACUGCUGUACAAAGCAGUGUACAUAUGGCAGAAAAUGCUUAUUAAUUAAGCACCUAUUAACUUGCGAUGCCGAAGACUCCUUAAUUUGGAGAUAUUUUUCUAACACACUGGCUCAUUCAAACUGGACAAGCAUAGGAGCACCACAAAUCAACUCUGCAAAAGUGGUGCUAGCAUCCAACCAAAAAGAAGCAGCUGUUUGUGUGCUCAAUGCACAGCACUGCAAUUAUUACUUGGUAACAAGGUACCACAGUAACAACGUGCACAGUGUUUCAUGCUGUGUGGCUGUGAGAACAUGGCGUAUUUACGCCCACUGUUCCAUGUUGCACCACAUGCAAUAGUGUGACUUGUACAAUAGGCACAGCAAAUGCAGCAAGCAGGUUGUCUCGUUUUGAUUCAAUGCGAGGCAUGCAAUUUUACAGGCGCUUUGGAAGCCAUCCUUGAGCAGAAUGAAAGGGCUUUGAUUUCAAAUGGCUGACUACAUCACAUUCAAUGGCGACAUUGCCAGCUCGCCGGCUGAUUACGAAAUGUUCAAGAAAUGUGCUCAGUUUUUAAAAACUCGCGUAUUCAAGUAAAAUUGUGUUGGUGCAGUAAACAUUUAUCAACCCUUUGAGGGUCACUGCCAUACAUUUAUGGUGGUGACUGCACCAUUGAAAGAAUGCACCUUUUUAAGGUUAAAUGUGCUGCCUAGCAUCACCCUAGAGGUGCUGCUACAUCCUGCAAGUUCUCAAGAAAUUUUUCUUAUUGUGCUACGACAUCUCGACUUCCAUGAGAACUGAUUUUUUACUUUGUGCUUUGGUGAGGCUACCACUGUGCUGGCUCAAGUGUAUACACGCUUUGUCUUGUUUACUGCCACAUGCUCACACUUGCACUUCUGUGCUUUAGAUUUGUUAUUGUCAUGUGCCAUUCUGGGUUAUGGGCAUCAUGAAAACUUAUUUUCAAUCCCGUUUGUAAUCUCGCUAAGUGUUACUGCGAGUUACUGCCGCGCAUGGUUCUUCAUAAUCCAACAGUUGCUUUGUUUACAAGCAGGUACUCACAAAUAGAUGAUAUCACUACACACGAGUUUCUUUUCGGAAGAUGUGCAACAGCUGCUUGUAUCUCAUUUAGUGACCCAACAGAUGCCUACUGCAAGUUUCUCACUUGCUUGGUUUUUCUGUUGGGAAUGCAACCAGCGAGCUUACAUGGCAUGUCUCACUUUCGCCCUGACUGCACGUGCUGGUUUUUUUCAGAGCGAUUUCUAAGAUAGAAGGAAGUCCUGAGAAUUUACUUUAUUUGUAAAGUACUUAUAUAUACUGGUAAUAUAAAUUUUUUUCGUCACUUUAAUGUCACUUAAAAAAACAUUUCUUGGUUUUCUCUUUAAAUAUGCCAUUGUGAAAAUUUUAUAUCUGAUAUUAAAGAAAUUGACACUGGCACGGGAAAGAGGAAAGGGGCGGGGGGGGGGGCACAUUUGACAUGCACAAAAAAAAACACAACCGUUGAAGGGUUGAGUGUUUUUGUCCCUGCAGUAAUAGUACUUAAAAAUCUAAAUUAACAAGGGCCACCAUUUUGUACCGAUGCCUACCUCUCAAUUCAAUGCUGCUCUGAUCAUCCACCAUUCCAGGCCGGCUAAUCCCAUUGAUAAUGCUGGCAGAACAUCGCUCUGACCUCUGACGAGGCACGAAAGCCAAGGUUUUGCUUUAGUAAUUCAAGCUCUGCACUUCUUUCAGCAAGCAAAGUUUGCUGCUUACCUGCAUGGAUAAAAGAUAGCAAUUGCAGUGCUGCUUGUAGCGCAUGAUUUGAAAGGUUAGAUGCAGAACACAUGGACAUAAGAAGAUGACAAGGGCAAUGCACAUGCCAACACAACACAAAUGUGGCAUUUGUAUUGUCCUUGUCAUCUUGUGUCUUCUUUGAGUAACCUUUCAUACCAUGAAUCCUUACCAGCUCACUCAGCUUUCUGUCAUUCUUUGCUUGUAGCUGUUUAUCCUCACUUCUUGGGAGGAAAUUGUUUCUUUUUUUUCUGUGUGUGUGUGCAAAGUAAGUUCCUAAAAGCAUGAAAGCUUUAGUUCAACUCGAACUAGUAAUUGCCAUGUGUACCAGCAGAUGACCUGAAAUACAGCAGCACUGUGCAUCACAUUACAAAUGUAUUGUUGAGUGCCUGACUGCCUAUUGUUGCCAAGUGUAAUCAUUAGGGUCACUCGUAGCAUAGCUAUACAUUUAGUGUAGACUGACAAGCACUGGAAAUGGAGACUCGGGUUAGAGAGCUGGCUCAUAGCAAACUCUUGUUUUGUUUGAUGUAGAUGAUGAGUGCUUGAGGUUCAUGAUGGAAUGCCAGCCCUGUCCUCUCAUCACAGUCCUAGGCGAGCACUUGAGCUCCAGACGAAAGUUACACUAACGUCGUAAUCUGUAAAUGCACUCCAUACAACUGCACCUGUGUUAAAGCGAUGUGCAAAGCAUUUGGGGGGCUUGGACUUUCUGUUGUUCGUUACCUUUACAGUAUCACGACUAUGAGAUGAGAGAGAAAGGCAUAUGAUGCAUUGCCGAGGGUGCCAGUGACAACACUUGUAAUAUGCCAGCCACAAGGCACGAGAUUAUGAAAGUCAUUUCAGUUCAUUGGGCUAGCUGAGAGGCAAGAUUUACCAUCUUGCCUCUCAGCUAGCCUUUUAUAAAGAAAAUUUCUUGUGCAUGAGCUAGCUGAUAUGAAUGAUUCAGCAGUCAGCAGAACAAUGAUAGCAAGAAGCAUUGCAUUAGGCUCAUCUGAAGCGCAACUGUUAAGAUAAAUUCUCGGGUAAGUAUUACAGUUCGAGGACCCUGGUUUCACUUUCCAUCAUUCAGUGCACUGUUAUGCUGAGCUUCUGGCAAGAUGAACAGAUUUUUGAAGUAUUAUUCAAAAGUAUCCUGUGCCUUCCUUUGCAUUCUUCUCCAGUCAUCUGCUGAACCCUACUUGCAUCGUAUAUAGGCUGUGAAGCUGCUGAUCUGACAGUGGAUUCUAACUGUUUAAAUAGUUUCAGUUAAGUGCAUUCAAAGCAAGCUCACUUAUCCGGAAUAACUGCCAGCUUACCUCGUGAAACAUACAUUUCAGUGAGGCAGCUGUGAGAUGCGAAAAUGAAUCCUAUUGCAGCUCGCAAGGCAGAGGUGACAGUCGGCACAGUUUACUCAUUAUCAAUUACACAACACAUUUACACCAUCCUCACACUUUUGUAAUAGUUGGCAUGGGGUUUUAUAACUGUGGAAGCACAGAUGUAGUCUGCCCAUAGCUGCAUAAUGCAAAUCUGAUAACAGAUACCAUUUUGUGCCCUGAAUGCUUAUAAUAUACCAUGCUUUUACUUUUUUUAGUUUGCUUAUUUUAAACAGAAUUUUUCUAAAUUUCCUAUGGCACACCUCAGAAUCUACUCGAGGAGAUGGGCAAUAAUUUCAUGAGGAAUACCAGUAAAUAAUUAGCUAAUGAGCCAAAUUUUUUUAACCUCUCUGCUGUGCUGUUAUUGAUGAAUUCAUUGCAGGGAGUUUUUAAGGCAUUUGUAAUUAAUUUUGAAAGUGCACAACACCGGUCUUAAAAUGAGUGGCCUAAGACUUGCAUCAAAAUGCACUGUUCCACUUACUGUUUUGAUAAAACACCUUUCUAAGCAGUGCAGUGCAUAUUUAACUGGAACAGAUAUCUCAAAGCUGCUGCCUGCGUCUUAAUUCCUUCUAUGUAAAUAUUCCUUGUGAAUUCACCAGCUUAAUUUAGUAAAUUGCAAUACGUGCCUUGAAGUUAUACGUAAAAUAAUUAAUCGUGUUGACUGGUCAAAUCAUUCGCUUCAAUUUCUUGCACAAAUGUACAGCUCUUUUAAGUAAUUCAGCUCAAGGAAUGCUAAGAAUUGUGCUAUCGGCUACAAGUGGUUUCGAAAUAUUUUGUUCACAUUAAAAAGAUGCCUGGUAUGCGUAAUGCAGUACUGUGUCAUUGGCAAUAAAUGACCAAUGUAGGCCAUAUGUAGGCGUUGUAUGGCAUGCUUGGCAGUCCUCUAGGCUGUCCUUGCAAAAUGUCAAAUCAAUGGCUACACGUCAAAAAUUGAGUGCCUGAACGGUGAUUUGUGGAAGUAGUGUGCAGAUUCUGUUAUGAAAUCAAUGUGUAGACCACAUGUCAAGCACCACAUUCUUAGACUUUUCCACAAGAGCGUAUUUGCACAUUUGUGGGAUGCUUACCUGCUGCAUGCUUCUUUUGUGCUUACCUUGCAAGAAUAUUUUUAAAAGCUCCAUACUCUGGUCACAAAAUACUGGUGACCACUACAGCUUGUUAAGUACUGCAAUUUGGCCAUAUUAUCCUCGCUUCCGAAUAUUUAGGCUGGUGGUGCUUCAUUUUGAAUAGCGAGCUUUUGAUAAGAAACAGUAUUUUGCAAAAAAAAAAUGGUGAAGAUAGCAAUGCUGAAACUGCCAUUGUGGAGUCACUGUCUUGCCUAGAGCAUUGUGUGCUAACCAUUGCGUUCUAGCUACGAGUGGUUUCAUUUGGCAAAAGUGCUGCAAUCUUUGCGCUUAUUUUCAGGCGAGCAGUAUAACCUAGAUAUCCCCAUGGUUGUGGACUACACCAUCUGUGACAGCCUUUUAAUGCCUUGGGUUGCAAAACCUAACGUUUUGUUACAUCAAUGAUGGUUUGAUUUUACUUGUACUGUAUAACAGGUCAUUCUGAACCAUAUGUAGGAUUGACCUUGUAUAAGGAUACACUCUAUUGUUUCCUGGAAACAUCCUGUUGAGUAGUGUUUGACACUUGCUUCUUGUAAUGUAUAUUUUUGCAUGUUUGUGUUUGGCUACUUGUGAAUAUAUUUUUUUUCUCUACAAUUUCCUCAUUGCCUUUUAAAUGCACAUGCACAGUGGUGGACUGCCCAUUCAUCAUGUUUGGAGGGGUAUGAAGUUUGUGCAAAAACGCCUUAAGGACAGAGCAAUGCAGCAAGUUGGUUUAUUCUCCUGGUUGCAGUCCCUAUAGAUGAGAGUUUCGCACUAAAUUUACUAGAGGAAAAUCUGGCAAUACAAUUGUUCAGCUACCAUGGGAAUGAUGAGUAGUGCAUGGAAUUGUCUAGGAGACAUAUUCUGAAACGUUCCACUUCGGCAAUAUUUCACUCUUUGCCUUCAGAUGCGCGCUGAUUGGCUGGUUGAGCAAAAUUGAAUGACGUCGGGCUCAAUCAGUUCAUUCAAUUUUGUUAAAACAUCCAAUCAGCGCGCACCUGAAGGCGAAAAGCGAAAUAUUUAUUUAGCAAUACUGUAAGCCUUUACAGGCUCAUACAGGAGUGGGUCACAAGCAGAACAGAACAAAACCUCGUGGGCCAAAACAGGAGAAAGCAAUGAAAUGCAGUAAUUUUUACAGCGCAAAUAAACAAGAUACAAACAGAACGAACAGAUCAAAGAAAACAGUGCAAGGCAGAUAAUGCAGGCAAGGGGUAAGAGCUGCGAAAACUGCAAACGUGGUGAUCAAACAAUCGGAACAUAGUUGCGCAGCACAAUGUUGUAGCAGAGCACUAAACAAUCGCUAGCAGACCUACUCAUAGAAAAGUACACAUAUUUUGGUUUCAAAUUGUUUGAUAGAGUCAACAUGCGCAAUUCCUUCUGGCAAAUGGUUCCAGGCUUCAAUUGCAGAGGGAAAAAAUGAAUAUUUAAAUGUGUUGCAGCGAGUGGAACGUUUAAGAAUACAUCUCCAGUAUUCUGGCUUCAGCUGUUCCUUGUGGUUUUACUUGUUACACUUGAUCUUUCUAAAUUUCCAUAUUUAUUACCACAUCAAGGCAAUAAGUUCCUGCUCACAUGCAUAAUUAUUUCAAAUUGUUGCUUUUAUAACAAAAUUGUUUGCCAAAAAUGAUUAAUUUACAAAGUCACUAGGUCAUUUGAAGUUGGAAGAACAAAGCUUAGGCAAAUCCAUGCACUAACCGUAAUUGCCUUGCUUGCUUAACCGCCACACUCAUAGUUUCCAUAGACAUUAAUGCCACAGUUCCCUCUAGUAACUUUUGUAGGAAACUCCUUGCUGCAGAUGGCCACGGUGCUGUUGCUUUCACUGCAGAACACACUUACUUUCAUGUAUGAAAUGCCUGCAUUCACCCAUACUCCAUCUCAUUCUGAUUGGGUCAACUGCAAAAGCUAUAGGCAGCGCAAGUCAAUGACGGCAUUGUGACUGGCGAUGGAAUCAGUCCCAGGGUAAAGUUGAUUUGGGUUUGUUUUGGUUCACUGGGUAGGGCACACGCCACCGCCUCACCAAUCUCGACAGAAACAUUUCUUAUGAUCUUAUUUUUUUUUUAGCCAUCUGGCAUUCACAUUAAUUGCAGAAUUCCGAAAAAGCAUGUUUUGAAUUGUAUGUACCCAGCAAGUGUACGACUGCUUAGAAGCAGUCGCCUGAUAUCUAAAAUGUCACAACCAUAAUUUUUAAAUGGAAAUAUGUAAAAAGUGAAUGAAACUUGUACACUUGCGAGUUUUGUUGUGUUUUUGCAGUUUCAAAUUUAUAUUGAUUGUUGGAGCCAAAUUAGGAAGCAAAAAGCAAAUGUUUUUGAUAAAGUUUGCCUGCUAGUGUUGUCAUUUGAGAAAAGUGAAGAGAAUUGCACCACGAACAUAAUUAUCGUUGCUUGCAAAUUGUGGCCUUUAGGAAAUAAAUUUGCAAGAACUGUGUUAAAAUGGGAAUGGGGCACUGUUUAGCAUGCAGUCCCUCAUAACCUUUCCAAUUUGUAAGGCCACAUCGAUGUGGGCCAUCAGAUAUACAAGUGCAUCCUUGGAAUGCUUACUCAGGGUAUUUGAGUGUCCUCGGGUAGUCCUUGACUGGCCCUCCACCAGCCAUGCCAGGAUCCGCAUGUGCAAGUUAAUUCGGAGCGUAUUUCGAUUCUUGUUCCGAGUUCUCUCGUUACGAUAGCUGCUGCUUUUCUUGAUGGAGCUGCAACAAAUAACCACCUGAACACAUAAAGGUAAGAAUAAUAUGUACUAUUGUCAUGGAAUGAAGUGCAUGAAUUCAGGGGUUACUAAUAUGAGGGCUCAUUUCUGCAAUCUCCAGUUUGUGUUAAAUCGGCGUAAUUUUGGCUCCUAUGCAUAGGCCAGAGUUGAUGCCACCUAUGCGUAUUGGCGUGACAUUGCACUCUCGAGUGAUUGUGCUUAUUGGGUGUACUUUCAAAUUUUCCUGUCUCAUUUCCGUGAGUAUAGUACACUUUAUGUACUCGAAGUUGAUGCAAGAGCCACAUGAUUUACUGAAGUAGCUGUUUUCUUUUAGUAUCUGCUAAACAUCCAUGUUGCAGUUGUGAAUUGUAACCAUAUGUGAUUCAAGAAGCUCUCAAUCAGGGGUUUAGUUCUGGUCUUAUAUGGUGUACAUAUGAAAUGCUAGCACUGUUUAAGUUGCACACAGCUGUGGUGCCUUUGGCAUGGGUUUAUAGAAAAGCCAUAUUUGUAAAAAAAUGCAGGUUUUUGAUCUUUAUUGCUUAAAAUGUAAUUUGUCAAAAGAAAUAGGUCUGUCUCCUUCCUAUUUGUAGUCACCUGUCCUGUAUGAAAAUGAAAAAUUUUCAACUUCCGGGAAAGUGACACUUUGUGAGGAUGUAUCUUGUAAGCUUUUCAAACAUGCCUUGGUAGGGUGCAUUGAGGAUGUGCAUUUCAAUUUGUGUACUUCUUGUUUAUUUGAGUGAACACAUAACUGUUCUCUGUAAUUGUAAUCAGGUAUCUUUGCAUGUCAAUUGAAAAUACUAGUUUUAUUAUCACCUUUGUGGUUUGUAUAGUCAAUGUGUCCACUUCUCUGCAUCACCAUACUCAGACGCAAAGCUGUAUUUCUUUUUCUUUUGUAGUAAUUUUUUUAAUGCAAAAGAUGAGGACUGUUUGUGGAAUUUAUUGAGGGCCUGUCACUGAGGUCAAGGUGCAUACAGUGAUAAAUAAAGUGUAUUGAAUGAGUGGCUUGA
Dermacentor silvarum is the source of this 10419-nucleotide messenger RNA. RefSeq names its product uridine-cytidine kinase 2-B-like (gene Uck). The coding region runs from base 307 to 1158 and encodes 283 amino acids. Gene Ontology annotation, cellular component: cytoplasm; cytosol. The record is from RefSeq and is a predicted model, not a curated record. The transcript is spliced from 8 exons. Gene Ontology annotation, molecular function: ATP binding; kinase activity. Lineage: Eukaryota; Metazoa; Arthropoda; Arachnida; Ixodida; Ixodidae.